Messenger RNA from Apis mellifera (honey bee), 1296 nucleotides. RefSeq names its product methyltransferase-like protein 25. The transcript is spliced from 4 exons. The record is from RefSeq and is a predicted model, not a curated record. Lineage: Eukaryota; Metazoa; Arthropoda; Insecta; Hymenoptera; Apidae. Bases 26 to 1276 code for a protein of 416 amino acids.
UAUAUGUAUACAUAUACAUAUAAUUAUGUAUGAUAAACAUUUUGAUAAAAUUUUAUAUUUUAUGAAUACUUAUCAAAAAUUAAUAAAUUGUCAUAUAGUUGAUUUUAUUACUGAAAACUUAUGGAUGACAUGUUUACCAGAAACAUUAAGAUUAGAAUUAGAAAAGAAUGAAUUGAAUUGGAUUACUUGGACAGAAAAUGACAAUUUUCCCAUGCUAAAUAAUUUUAUAAAGUUAGCAAAAUCUUUAUCUUUGCAAUCAUGUUCUAUAGAAAUAAAUUCAGAAGAUUUUACAAACACUUUACCUUAUAUUAAUAAUUCAAAUAAAUAUAUAUAUAAAAAUAUUAAGAUAGAAUUUAUAAAUGCAAAGAAAUUACAUGAAGUUGUAUCCCUUGGAAACAUUAUUGGGGAAAUUGCAGCAAAAACAAAUAAUUUAGUAAUAGAUGCUGGUGCUGGCAAAGCAUAUUUGUCAACAUUUUUAGCAGAAAAUCAUAAAGUACCUGUACUUGCAAUAGAUUCUUCACAAUUAUGUAGUAAUGGAGCAAUCUGUAGGCAAAAAAAGUUACAAAAAAAGUUGAUGCUUUCUCCAAUGCUGGUACGUUAUGUAGUUGAAGAAAUAAAUGAUAAUACUGAUUAUAUAAAAAUGAUAAAACAAAAUUUUUGUGAUUGGAAUAUAAAUAAAAAUCUUAUAUUAACUGGUUUACAUACUUGUGGUUCUCUUACUGAUUCAAUUAUUAGAACAUUCUUAAGUACAAAAGAUAUUAAUAUUUUAUGUAUAGUACCUUGUUGUUAUCAUUUGACAAAUGAAACAUUUAAUAAAAAGAUUAGUUUUUCUAAAAAUGCUAGAAUGUUAGCUCAACAAUCUGUUGAAAGAACUAUAAAGAAUGAAUUUGUACCUUCAUCAUUAUUCUACAGAGCAAUUUUACAAGUGAUUUUUCAUUCCUUAGGUAUUUAUAAUGCUAAAGUAGGCCGUGGAGGACCUUUACAUGAUUUUCCAACUUAUGCUUUAUGGGCAUUCUCAAAAAUUGAAAUAGAUUUAGAAAAGAUACCAUCACGAGAAAAAUUAACGGACACAUUUCAACUUUAUGCACAUUUAAUGAAAAAGUUUAAUAUAUUUCAAAUAUUGAGAAUACACAUUGGUCUUGUAUUAGAGGCAGCUAUCAUGUUGGAUAGAAUAAUAUUUUUACAAAAGAGCAAUCAAUGUUCUAAAUUUGCGAUAUUACGUUUAUUUGAUCCUAUGUUAUCUCCAAGACGUUAUGGUAUCAUUGCAGUAAAAUAAUAAUGAAAAAGAAAAUUUAA